Molecule: messenger RNA, 543 nt
Organism: Ostertagia ostertagi
Lineage: Eukaryota; Metazoa; Nematoda; Chromadorea; Rhabditida; Trichostrongylidae
Source: the annotation of a GenBank genome assembly
GUAUAUUUAGGUUUUCAUCCGGUCGAGGAAAUACCUCCACCAUUGCAACAACGCGCAACUUCAAAAUCUACAACACCUCUGAAAAGAUCUGCAACAUCAAUUGAAAAGUCAGCGACUCUCCAGCAGAAUGGCACAAUAUCGUCGGGUGUGAGUGCAACAGUCGCAGUGGUGCAGAGCAGCCAUUCCGUUCAGUCGAAGAGUACUGAACAUGUUUCAUUUCCGGCGAACGUUUCCGCCACGAAUGCUGCUGAACUCCGUGCUCAGAACAUCACCACUCCGAGUGUGGCUGCCCCAGAAUUUGAAGACCGUAAUGAGCAAGAUGAAGGUGGAAAGGGAGAAGAGAUGUCUCAGGAUCCUGAUGCUCAUGUCGACGAAGCAGCGAAUGCUGCCCCACCAGCAGACGACGAAACGGCUGGUGAGGGCGUCGCUAAAGAGGACACCGAACCUGUGAAAGGAAAGGAUAAAGAGGAGAAUCAGCUCGGUGCAAUGGUUGAAGAUGCCAAAGGGAACAUACCUGCUCCGCCUGUCCCCAAUAAGGUUUAA